CCCAGCUCCGCGCCCCGGGAUCGGCCCGGGCGGAGCCAGCGCGGCGGCGGCGGAGGGGGGAAGCGGGGAGGCGGCGGGGCCCGACCGCACCAUGGGGGCCUGUCUCGGCGUCUGCUCCCUGCUCAGCUGCGUGUCGUGUCUCUGCGGCUCCGCGCCAUGCCUGCUCUGCGGCUGCUGCCCCUCGGCCAAGAACUCCACCGUCUCCCGCCUCCUCUUCACCUUCUUCCUCUUCCUCGGCACCCUCGUGUCCAUCAUUAUGAUAAUCCCCGGCGUGGAGAAGGAGCUACACAAGCUCCCUGGCUUCUGUGAAGGCAGCGGGUCGGUCCUGGGGGUCCAGACCAACAUCGACUGCAGCAGCUUCCUGGGUCACAAAGCUGUGUACCGCAUGGGCUUCGCCAUGGCCACCUUCUUCUUCCUCUUCGCCGUGAUGAUGGUGUGCGUGCGCAGCAGCAAGGACCCGCGAGCCGCCGUGCAGAACGGCUUCUGGUUCUUCAAGUUCCUGGUGCUGGUGGGGAUCACAGUGGGGGCCUUCUACAUCCCCGAUGGUGCCUUCACCUCAGUCUGGUUUUACUUCGGUGUGGUCGGUUCCUUCCUCUUCAUCCUCAUCCAGCUCAUCCUCCUCAUCGACUUCGCCCACUCCUGGAGCCAGCUGUGGCUGCGCAACGCGGGCGAGAGCAACGCCAAGGGCUGGUACGCAGCCCUUUGCAUCAUCACCUUCAUCUUCUACGCCAUGUCCAUCGCGGCCAUAGUGCUGCUGUAUGUGUACUACACCAAGCCCCAGGGCUGCACGGAGGGCAAGGUCCUCAUCAGCAUCAACCUCAUCCUCUGCCUCAUCGUCUCUGCUGUGUCCAUCCUGCCGAAGAUCCAAGACGCCCAGCCGCACUCAGGGCUGCUGCAGGCCUCCAUCAUCACCCUCUACACCAUCUAUGUCACCUGGGCCGCCCUGGCCAACGUACCAAUCCAGACCUGUAACCCCACGCUGCUGGUGAGGAACAGCACCAGUUCGGCGAUGGCCACCCAGCCGCUGACAACCUGGUGGGAUGCCCCGAGCAUCGUGGGGCUGAUAAUCUUCAUCCUCUGCACCCUUUUCAUCAGCGUCCGCUCCUCGGACCACCCGCAGGUCAACAAGCUGAUGCUGACGGAGGAAAGCGUGGCCGGGGCGGGCGGUGAGGCGGCGGCCGUGGAGAGCGGGCUGCACCGUGCCUACGACAACGAGCAGGACGGUGUGUCCUACAACUACACCUUCUUCCACCUCUGCCUCCUCCUCGCUGCCCUCUACAUCACGAUGACCCUCACCAACUGGUACAGGCCAGACGAGAGCUUGCAGGUGCUGACGAGCCCCUGGACGGCCGUGUGGGUGAAGAUCUGCUCCAGCUGGGCCGGGCUCCUGCUCUACCUCUGGACCUUAGUGGCUCCACUGGUGCUGCCGGACCGGGACUUCAGCUGAGGCGGCCCUGGGCAUCUCACUGCUGGGUUGGAGCCACCGCAGCCAUGUCCCUUGAGGCCGGGGACAGCCCCAGCUCUGCCUUAGCCUCGGGUUUUGCACACAGGAGCAGCUGUGCUGGGUUGAGCCUUCUUGUGGGUCUUCUGUUUUAAUCUGAAAGGGAUGAAGUGCCAAGCGGGGAAAAUCAGCAAGGGCUGAGAAAGACCUGAGGAUGCUUUUGAAGCUCUUAUCAUCUCCAUGUCUGUCUAGUGCCUUUGGCGGUGCCUCCAUACCCUCUUCUAGAGGAGACCACCGCCUUGCCUUGGGAGAGGUUGGUUUUCACCAGCUUUUUCUUGCUUGGUGCCCUGGGACCAUGGUGCCUUUUGGAGAGGCUCUGGGGACUGGCCAUGUACCAGGACCCAGGACGCAGCUGGUGUUGCCUCCCCGAACCACCUGGAGGAAAACAAAUCUCAGGGAUUUGUGGCUGGAGGCAUCCCCCCAGCUCCUGCCCAGCCGUCCCCGCGGGAGGACGGGUCCCUGGUCCUUGCUGGAGCACAGGUCGGGUUUCCCGCAGGCUGUGCUGGCGUGGCCCCAGCGCCUUUCCUCAUUAAUAAAGUCUCGUUUGGAAUAAA
This is a messenger RNA of Grus americana (Whooping crane), 2055 nucleotides long. It is a transcript of the gene SERINC2, whose product is annotated as serine incorporator 2. Bases 92 to 1447 code for a protein of 451 amino acids. The record is from RefSeq and is a predicted model, not a curated record. The transcript has 10 exons. Lineage: Eukaryota; Metazoa; Chordata; Aves; Gruiformes; Gruidae. Gene Ontology annotation, cellular component: membrane.